UCGUCGUAUUAUUUAUUGUAAAAAAAAAACAAGCGGCAUCAGUCAGUGAUUCAAGUCAUUCAAGUGAAGCGUCCGCCAAAGAAAUCCCGGUUUAAUUCCUCGAAUUUUUCAUUACAUUCAGCAUUAUAAAUCGCAAAAAAUACCAAAAAUGAGCGACAACAAGCCCGAAACUAGCGCUGCAAUGGUCGAAGACCGACCGAACACACCGGAGGAGGAUGGCCAGGACGAGGAAGAACCAACCAGACCGGAGGAUUUGCAGCUAGUUAAGAUGGAGGACGUAAUUACGAUCGAUCCGGAAGCGACCGAUGUGGAUCUCAAUCACGGUCGGAUCGGAAAAAUCGAGCGUCUAGAACCGCUGGUUAAGCUGGAGAGGUUGUUUCUACGGUGGAACUUGAUCAAGAAAAUCGAAAACAUGGAUCACUUGACCGCGCUGCAGGAAUUGGAACUGUACGACAAUCAAAUCACCAAACUGGAGAAUUUGGACAACUUGGUUAACCUUGAGGUGUUGGACAUUAGCUUCAAUCGGAUUCAUAAAAUAGAGAAUUUGGAUCGUUUAGUAAAAUUACACAAACUGUACUUGUGUGCAAAUAAGAUCUCAGUUAUUGAAAAUAUCGGACAUUUGACCAACUUAACUAUGCUGGAAUUAGGUGACAAUAAAUUAAGGAAAAUCCAACAUUUGGAAACAUUGACCAACCUGACGCAGCUGUACUUGGGUAAGAACAAAAUUACCAAGAUCGAAAACCUGGACGCCCUGGUCAAUCUGGAGUGUCUCAGCUUGCAGAGCAAUCGGAUCGUAAAGAUCGAGAACCUGGACAAGCUGGUCAAUCUGAAUGAGCUGUAUCUGUCGGAGAACGGUAUCGAAAAGAUCGAAAACUUGGACCACAAUAAGCAGCUGGACACGCUGGAUCUGGCCAAAAACCGCAUCAAAACUAUCGAGAACGUGGAGCAUUUGGAGUGUUUGGAGGAAUUUUGGAUGAACGACAACUCUGUUGCGGACUGGAACUGUGUGAAUGUGCUUGCAUCUAACAAACGAUUGGCCACCGUUUAUCUGGAGCGUAAUCCAAUCGCGUCGGACAGCACGUACCGUAACAAACUGAAGCUUGCCGUUCCGUGGUUGACCAAGAUCGAUGCCACAUUGUGCCGUUAAGAAAAUGGAAGAAAUUUAGUAGAACACAUGCGUUCUUGAGAAGCAAACAAAUCAAGAAAGAUAUCUAAAUGGCCUGUUUAAACCGACGCUAAUAACUGGACAACUACUAAAAAAUAGCUAAUAGGAAAUACUACGCAUUAUAAUGAUCCGUUAAUUGUCAUAACAUUUGAAAUAUCAUUACUUCUAAUAGUAACUAACAAGAACUAUUAA
Aedes albopictus (Asian tiger mosquito) is the source of this 1357-nucleotide messenger RNA. RefSeq names its product protein phosphatase 1 regulatory subunit 7 (gene sds22). The transcript is spliced from 6 exons. Gene Ontology annotation, molecular function: protein binding. Bases 149 to 1147 code for a protein of 332 amino acids. The record is from RefSeq and is a predicted model, not a curated record. Lineage: Eukaryota; Metazoa; Arthropoda; Insecta; Diptera; Culicidae.